CAGUAUGCUAUUCUCUCGAAGGAAACCUGUAACGUCGGUAGAAGGAACACAGGGUAAAUACGUGAAACGAGAGAGCCCACCAACAGUUCCGUCACUGGCAGCAACUGCUGUGAGCAGAACUCGAAGAAGUCCUAUUGCCGCCUCGACACUGAUUUUGUCAUCCGUACCCCCACCACCAACAAGUACACCACCGCCUGAAAUUCAGAUGUAUCAUUCGGAAAAUCCAAGUGUCGAAGAAGCCGAUGAUCUGGAUGAUAUUGAGCAUCAAGAAGACUUUUUCGAUCUGAAUGAUUUGAAGGAAAUGGAAUUUGAAAGACUUCAUUCAAGAUCUACGGCUAGUGAAAACGAUGUCUACACGGAGCCAUCCGACGAGCCGUCUACUUCAUUUGGAGCACGAAACAACUACGUACUCUCUUCAAGAAGCUUCAACAGAGGAGCACUGCGGUAUGUUCCAAGGAAGUCACUGACAGCCUCACACUCGAUUGGUAAUGUAGAACAGGGCACACGGGAACUCAGCGUGAUUGAAAAAAGGCUGGCUUCCCCUCAACCGCCAAGAUUCCAAUCGCUUCAAACUCUUCCCAGUGAACAUUUGAUGACAAUUCAACAAUAUCGAUCUUCUUGUGACUGUUCAAGUGAUAUUCCACUGCCGGAAAACUGGGCUGUAGAAUUCACCACAGAAAACCAGCCAUACUACGUUGAUCAUGCCAACCGGCGAACUCAUUGGGUUCAUCCUUUUGUUCAUGAAAGUCUCAAGCCUGGAUGGAAGAAGUUUUUCGAUCCGGAGAAGGGAGUUUUUUACUAUCAUGAAGAAAUGAAGAGAACACAAUACGAGCACCCUGGUAUAUCAAAUCCAAUUUUUCGAACGGAAUCUGUAAAUGUUGCUAGCCGCUCCCAAGUGGAUUUGAAUGCCAAUCUGCACAUUAUAGAGGAGAAAGAACUGCCACCCUGGCUACUGAUGUAUGCUCAAUCGGAUUCGUCGCUGGACCACCUGUUAGAGUGGGAUUUGUUCAAUUUCGAGCAGCUGACGGAAUACGAACACCUGAUGAUGAAGCUUUACAAACAAGAAGUGUUCGAUAUUGUGAAAAAAUAUGAGAAGAAGCGAAAUGUUUUGAACCGAGAGAUUCAUCGACGGGAUGUCUCAAGACCGCCCCCUGCGAGGAUCAACGAGAAUUGAAAACAAUGAAACAUUUCGAUUUUAGUCUUGCAUUUGUUUUUUUUUUGCCAAUUUGUGUGUUGGGAUGUAGUAAGCUGCAGGUUUUUUUUGAAUGCUCAUUAAUAGUUCAGUUGUGUAAAAUUGUAAAUUUCCAGAGAAUAAAUUGAUUUUGUUUG
Messenger RNA from Caenorhabditis elegans, 1329 nucleotides. It is a transcript of the gene sav-1, whose product is annotated as Protein salvador homolog 1. Gene Ontology annotation, biological process: signal transduction; apoptotic process; regulation of cell population proliferation. Bases 5 to 1174 code for a protein of 389 amino acids. Gene Ontology annotation, molecular function: molecular adaptor activity. Lineage: Eukaryota; Metazoa; Nematoda; Chromadorea; Rhabditida; Rhabditidae. The record is from RefSeq and is marked reviewed. The transcript is spliced from 9 exons.